Molecule: messenger RNA, 1676 nt
Organism: Cyprinus carpio (common carp)
Lineage: Eukaryota; Metazoa; Chordata; Actinopteri; Cypriniformes; Cyprinidae
Product: seipin-like
Biological process (GO): lipid droplet organization; lipid storage
Cellular component (GO): endoplasmic reticulum membrane
Source: RefSeq, a predicted model, not a curated record
ACUGGAGUCCAGCUGUUCUUCGGACUGUCGUUUUUUUCCAGGAACCGACAGUGUCACACUCCAAUACUGCAGAAACAUGCAUUAAAAAGGGCUUGUUCAUUGAUUCAGAACACUUUAGAUGAAUCAAAGUCAGACAUCAGAGCUUCAAGGGCAGAGGAAGAAACUCACAGGAGCUCAAAAACGGGAACAUGAGGUGCCCACUAUGGAGGAGUUCGAUUCUGAGGACUCUGGUGUUCAAGAUGUGGGACCUCAAAUCAACGGGCUGGUGGGCCAGAUCCUGGAGACAACGUCAGCGCUGUUGGUGCGGAUCAGACAGAAGCUUCUGGAAAUGGCUCUUCUGAUCUGUGUGAUUCUGCUGGUGUUCUGGGUGGCUUCAUUCCUCUAUGGCAGUUUCUAUUAUUCCUUUAUGCCCACCGACAAUUUCAUCACACCUGUCUACUUUUACAGCAGGACUGAUUGUCCGUCUCCUCAUCACUCUGUGUGUUCUUUCCCUGUGGCUAAUGUCUCUUUACUGAAAAAUGGAAAACAUCAGGUAAUGACAUACGGUCAGCCCUAUCAGAUCACACUAGAGCUGGAAAUGCCUGAGUCUCCAGCCAAUCAGGAGCUGGGAAUGUUCCUAGUGAAGAUGACUCCCUAUUCUAAAGCUGGUCAGAUUGUUGACGUAUCAGCCCGUUCUGUAAGUACACAAACGAGGAGACAGGCAAUGCUCCAUUAUCACUCCUCUCUUCUUCAGGCUCUGGGCACAGUGGUCUUCUCCCCCAUGCUGUUAACAGGAGCAUCCGAGCAAAAGCAGCCAGUCAUAGUGGAGCUGUACUCUGAAUUCAAAGAUGAUUCUUACAAACCCACUGUUGGAGCCGUCAUUGAGAUCCAUUCCCAGCAUAUUCAGAUCUACAGAGCUCAUCUCUACAUCUUCGCUCAAUUUACAGGCAUCAGGUACCUGAUGUAUCACUUCCCCUUGAUAUCAGCACUGAUCGGGGUGAUGAGUAACUUUGCUUUCCUCAGUUUGAUCAUCGUUCUCAGCUUCCUGCAGUUUAAUCUGGGCAGUCACAGGAAUCCUGGAAAGGCUGUUAAGAUACAAGAGGAAAAGAAUGAAUCAGAUGACCUGAAUGAUCAGUCUGAACCCCAGAAUAAAGAAAAUGUAGACGCCAUGGAGUGCAAUUCAGUGGAGGUGGAAGAAUCCAUUCCAGACAUGGGAGUGGAGGAGAGUGACGAUGACUCCAGAGAAGUUGCUGAAGAUGAACCCAUCUGUGAGGCUGGGGAUGGAGAAAUGAUUUUGUAGCGCAGGCAUUUAUCACAGAGCAUGUCACAGUCAUCUCAAGCAUUAACAGGCACCAUAGAUAAAACUUACUACCGUGUUGGUGUCUGUUGUUCAGGCUGCUAGAGAGGGAAUGGGGGUAAACAUUAUGAAAAACACAGGCCACCCACUGGACUUCAUAGAUUUGGUAAAAAUGUCCUUGUUUUAAAAAUAUGAACUUCAUGCUAGCCCUAAUCACUUGUAUCUUAUUGAAAGAAAUAAUCAAGGCAACCAUAAAUAUACUGUACGGUAUCCAUUUAUGUAUUGACAUAACCUAUAUAUCCAAAACUGACCUUUCUAGACAUGUCCUUUGUUGUAGUUGUUAUUAUAAUCCACAACACUGAAACCAGUGAGACUGUGCCAAUAAAUAGCCAAAGGAGGA